Penaeus indicus is the source of this 1621-nucleotide messenger RNA. Its product is annotated as unconventional myosin-XVIIIa-like. Gene Ontology annotation, cellular component: apical plasma membrane. The record is from RefSeq and is a predicted model, not a curated record. Gene Ontology annotation, biological process: protein localization to plasma membrane. The transcript has 5 exons. The coding region runs from base 161 to 1621 and encodes 486 amino acids. Gene Ontology annotation, molecular function: protein-membrane adaptor activity; protein binding. NCBI's taxonomy places the organism in Eukaryota, Metazoa, Arthropoda, Malacostraca, Decapoda, Penaeidae.
CGCAGCGGCUGAGUCCCGCCUGUCAGUCCGUCGCCAUUUGCUGUUUGUUUACACUUGUGUCCUCGAGCCUCUGAGAGCCUCCCACGCCCUUUUUUGAAUGAAACUGUAUGAAUUGAGGGGCUAGGGAUCCUUUCGGGAGUUGUAAAUAUAAACAAGAAAGAUGUUUGGGUUUAUGAAGAAAGACAAGGACAAGGAGGAUGAGAAGAAGAAGAAAAAAGACAAAAAGGACCGCAAGGAGGCCAAGCGAUCCAAAGACAGAGCCACGCUGACUUUAGAUGAGCUCAAGAGACUAGAUGAAGCCCGACGCAGUCUCAUUGGGAAGAGCAGGAAGAAGAAGGAGGACAAACUGCCGAGUGGCAUCACAGCAGACUACAUGGAGCAGUUCAGGUCUGGCCUGGGCAGUGAUCAGUCUGAGGUGGAUUUGAGCUCAGCUGGAACCUUUCAGGAGCUGAGAGAGCGCUAUGAAGCCAUGGCAUCAGCCUCAAGCCUCCAUAGUGACUCGAGCAGCGAUGGGAUCUCGCUGAGAUCUGGCUCUGGUCUUCCUCCAAGGCCUCCCAAGAGAGGGAUUCUAAAAGGCCGUGCCGAUGGGGAAGGUACGGAGUACCAGGGCGUCAAAGGGGACAUUGAUGACGAGUCUAGCCUGCUUCAAAACACUAUGCAAAAUGAAUUAAUAAUGUAUGAAAAUCUCCUGCAGGAAAAAGGGAUAGUGGAAGCCCAGAGACUGUCAAUCACGUCCUUAACGAGUCCCCGUAGAGUGUCUAAUGGGUCAGCCCCUGUGAGCCCAAGAAGCCCCCCGCAGAAGGUCAUGAGCCCCAUACAACCCCCACACCCCAAGUUCAUAGUGGAGCAUGCGCCCCCUGAGGUGCCCGACCCCACUAGUCCCCCUCCUACACCCACCAGUCCUAUUCCUGUAGGAGAGAGUGUUGGCCAUCAUCACACCAAGACCUUUGCCGUAGACCUAAGACUACCAGAACUAGUGCCUCCGCAGCCUCCAGCACCACGCACCCUCACCAUCCCUCGCUCGCCAGCAGGAGACUUUGGCUUCUCACUGAGGAGGGCCCAGGUUGUGGAGCGAGGUCCUGACAACUCUGAGACCAGGCGCACUAUUGUCUUUGCUGAGCCAGGUGCUAUUGGAAGGGCUAAUGUGACUGGGCUCCUACCUGGUGACCGGCUACUGCAGGUCAAUGGCAUUAGUGUAGAAAAUAAGAUACGCGAUGAGAUAAUUGAACUAAUCAAGGCAUCACCCGACUGUGUCACACUUGUGGUCCAGCCGGUGGCGGAGUUGGUGGAACUGUCGGUGCGUCAGUCGGUGGACGGGCGCGAGCUGACCCUCCACCCCGACCAAAUCCAGAGCGGCACCCUCAAGAGGUCACCCUCCAAGGGAAUCGUACAUCAAGUGCCUACAUUCACACUGCGCUCUACGCUAUACAUCCCGCGAUAUGAGGGCUUGGCAAGGCGUCUCUCGCGCGGGUACGGACUUGGGCAAGACUUGGGCGGGAUGAAUGCCUCGGUGCCAACUCUUAUGACAGGAUUAAAGCCACUUGGAGGACACGGCCUGGCGUCGCUAUGCAAUCGGGAAAUGUUGCUCGACGGUCGAACGGUUUUGGCGCUGAUAAGAUAG